Drosophila mojavensis is the source of this 3454-nucleotide messenger RNA. Its product is annotated as WD repeat-containing protein 20. The record is from RefSeq and is a predicted model, not a curated record. Gene Ontology annotation, molecular function: protein binding. Bases 480 to 3227 code for a protein of 915 amino acids. The transcript is spliced from 4 exons. NCBI's taxonomy places the organism in Eukaryota, Metazoa, Arthropoda, Insecta, Diptera, Drosophilidae.
UAUUGAUAUCGUCUAUCGAUAAAGAAAUAGUGGCAGCGAGAGAAAAAUAAAAAUUCCGCAACAACAACACACAAAUUGAAGUGUAGUGAAGAAUUAAAUCUAAUUAUAACAAAAAACGGGCAAGCAUUAAGAGCACGCAUACACACCAACCCACGUAAACAAGGCUAGUUAAUUAGUGGAACAAAACUUGACGAUAUUUGGACACAACAACACAAUUGCAAACGGGCAGGGCAGUGCGGCGGUGACAGCGGCAGCGGCAGCGGUAGUCGCAACGACAGCGACAGCGGCAGCGGCAGGUAGUAGCCCAAACACUUGCGUCUGAGUGGGGCGCGCGCGAGGCAUGGGUUGAGGUGUAUAUGCAUAUAUAUGUGUGUGUGUGUGUGUGUGUUGUGUGUCAGUGUGUGCGGGUGUGAUGCAAAGAGCAGCAGUGACGGCAACAACAAUAAGCGGCGCAUGUAACUAAACCGAACGCCUACGUAAUGGCCAACCAACUGGAUGCCAAUGUCAAGGACGAUCUGAAAACGCAAUUUGUUACCCGAGAGGGCACCUAUCGCCUGCUCACCCUUUCCGAAUACUCGCGACCCAAUCGCGUCGGCUACAGCAACAAUCAAAGCUCGCCCCAGGUGCGCGUCUCAUUUGUAACGUUACCGAAUCCCAGCAGUAAAAACAAUAGCGAAGCGAAUGUGGCGGCACCGCAAACAGCAGCAGGAACUCCAACAACAUCGACAUCGAGUGAUAAGCGCACGCAAUUGAAUUCAAAUGGCGCAACAACAUCAACAACAACAACAACACCUGCAACACCAACAACAACGGCAACAACAACCACUAGUACAUUGAAUGGCGGCGGCGCCGGCGGCGACAGCAACUACAACGGCGGCAGCAGCAGCACCGUGGAUACCCGCCUAGGCGGCGGUAUAUCCAUGCACUCGAUGACCAAUGGCGGCGUGCUGGACCAAAACGGAUUGCCCACAAAUCAAAUCUAUGGUGGAGAUCGCAUCUGUUUCAAUUUUGGACGCGACCUCUAUGUGUAUGCGUUCCGUGGCGUUAAAAAGGGCACCGAGAUGAGCAAACCCAUCGAUAAGAAGUUCUACAAGGGCACAAAUCCCAGCUGUCACGAUUUUAAUGCCAAUGCAGCCACGCCCUCUGGUGCACCGCUGCUGGUUGGUUUCACAACGGGACAAAUACAGCUGGUAUCACCGCAGCAAGGGCCACGCGAGCUACGCAAACUAUUCAACGAAGAGCGCCUGAUUGAUAAGACCAAAGUGACCUGCCUGAAGUGGCUGCCAAAUUCGCCGCAUCUGUUUCUCGCCUCGCACGCCUCGGGACACUUGUAUCUGUAUAAUGAAGAGCUGCCCUGUGCGGCCACAGCGCCCAGCUAUCAGCCAUUUAAAGUGGGCGACGGCUAUACGAUACUCACCUGCAAGUCCAAAUCGACGCGCAAUCCUCUGUAUAAGUGGGUCUUCAGCACCGAGAACUGCUGCAUCAAUGAGCUGUGCUUCUCGCCUUGCGGGUCGAAUCUGGCGCUCGUCUCACAGGAUGGUUUCUUGCGAGUCUUUCACUAUGAUACCAUGGAAUUGCUAGGUAUUGCGCGCUCUUAUUUUGGUGGCUUCCUCUGUGUCUGUUGGUCACCCGAUGGCAAAUACAUUGUUGUUGGCGGCGAGGAUGAUCUGGUGACGGUGUGGUCGCUGCACGAGCGACGAGUUGUGGCGCGAGGCCAGGGCCAUCGUUCCUGGGUUUCUGUAGUGGCCUUCGAUCCCUAUACCACCUCCUACACGAACUGGGAUGGAGGCGAUUUCAGUGAUGAUGAAAAUCAGCUGAAUGAAUACACUGCUUCGAGGGAGGAUCGGUUCUCUGGCGAUUCAACGGCCAAUGGUGGCUUCGAGGGCUUCGAUAAAAACUCUACGCCGUUGCAUACGAAUCGAACGCGUACACACUCGGCUUCGUUUCGUUCGGAUGCCUCAUCGGCGGCGCUGGCGCCGGACAAGCUGGCCAUUAGCUAUCGCCUCGGCUCGGUUAGUCAGGAUACGCAAAUCUGCCUGUGGGAUAUCACGGAGGACGUGCUUCGGCACCCAUUGACGAUGCGCCAGCGCGUAAAUAGCACGCAGCUGAACGACAGCAGCUUCCUGAAUGGCGGCCUCGAUGCGGAUGGCAUCAAAGUGAUACGACCCGUGGCCAUGGGCCAGCCAAGCAACUUUGCCGACUCCAGCAGCUGUAGCCCUAUUAGGGAAACAGCUGGCGGUGGGGCUGCCGGUGCGACAGAGCAUAGCAAUAGCAGUUCUAGUAAAUUCUCCACGGCCAACUGCACGAUAUCCUCGCAAUCAUCCAAUGCCAACACGCCGCCAGACGAAAGCUGUGACACGGAGACGGCGACACCUGCAGCAGCUGCUGCCGCGAACACCACAUCCUCAUCCAAAGCGAACAGCCGGUCACAUGGCAAUAGCAACUCGAUCAAGUUUCCCAACUGCAUCAGUGCGACUAAGUCGGACAGCAUUGACAGCAGUGGCCCACGCGUUAGCAACUCCAAUUACUCCACAUCUGGCAAUAGCAAAAAUUCCAAUAGCUCUACCAAAUCCAAUUCCAAUGCGGGCUCCAGCAGCAGCAGCUUCAGCGCCUUCAAUAGUCUCACCCAGCGUUUGACAAAUUUCAGUUUCUUGAGUAACUCAGACAAACGCUCGUCAAGCAUUGGUUAUGACGGCAGCGGAUCGACGGCUACGAAUCAUCGACAGCAUCGCAAAGCAAUGAGCAUGCUAAAGAGCUAUAAUCAACAUAAUCACAGUAACCACAGCAACAACAACAGGAGCACUAAUAACAACAGCAGUUCCACAAGCAUCGCGCACUCGACAGCGGUGGAGUCGGGAAGUGGCGCAGCCAUUGGUAGCAGUGCAACGGCGCAUAGCUUUGGCUCACUGAAGUUAAGCAAAUCCUCGCACAACUCUUCGCUGGCCACGGCUGGACAGUCGUCGACCAGUGUGAGUAGCUAUGAUCCCAUGAAGCUCAUAGGUACGCCCGCCUGUCCCAGGUUUGAAGAGUGUCCGCUCCUGGAGCCGCUCAUUUGCAAGAAGAUUGCGCACGAGCGCCUCACGGCGCUCAUUUUUCGAGAGGAUUGCUUUUUAACGGCAUGCCAAGAUGGGUUUAUUUAUACAUGGGCGCGGCCAGGACACAGUACGCACGUUGCUCAACACAUGUCGCCCAGUCAAACAACGCCUACGGGUGGCACGGUAAUAUAGUUCGUUAAAAUGGAUGCGAUCAACUAUCAGCGUAAUCUUGUCAAGCAGCAGGAGGCGGCACAGUCGGUGAUUUAGGUUAGAGCUAGCGAUUGAUUUCAAAUUAUAUUUCCCGUUAGAAAGAGUUUUAAAUUGUUUAUCAAUAUUCCCAUAUUAUUAUUAUUAUUUUUUUUAAAUUACGUUUGUUGCACCUUUUUUUGUAUUCCAAUUUAAAAUGAACACACAUGAAA